This is a messenger RNA of Carcharodon carcharias (great white shark), 7189 nucleotides long. It is a transcript of the gene rapgef2b, whose product is annotated as Rap guanine nucleotide exchange factor 2b. Gene Ontology annotation, molecular function: guanyl-nucleotide exchange factor activity; protein binding. NCBI's taxonomy places the organism in Eukaryota, Metazoa, Chordata, Chondrichthyes, Lamniformes, Lamnidae. Bases 554 to 5527 code for a protein of 1657 amino acids. The record is from RefSeq and is a predicted model, not a curated record. The transcript has 29 exons. Gene Ontology annotation, biological process: positive regulation of ERK1 and ERK2 cascade; small GTPase-mediated signal transduction.
UCCGAUUGAAAUUAAACAAAAAAACGAAAUAAUUUGAUACCGGUGUUAGACAGGCGCUUUGUUUGUACUAUUUAAAAACAUAUAUUUAGAAAGUACCCGCUGUUGUUUGUCGGAUUAUUCCAGAAACUGUCGAGGACAAGACAGCGAAACGAAGUUUUUUUUAAUUAAAAAAAAGAAUUUGAUGGAUUAUGAAGGAUCCCAGGGAGCCGGAUAGUGUUGGCGACUGCUGCGGAGAGCCGGUGCUUUGUGCUGAGCGGGAGCGGCUGGCGCCGUGCGGACAGUGGCGGUUGCCAGGGCAGCGCCGGGCUGGCGUUCGCAUUCCAGAAGCCGAGAGAAGCUUCUGAUCGCGGUGACGUCGCUGCGGUCGCGCGAGUUGACUGAGGCUGGGCUCGGGCCUGAGCUGGGAGCGGGCGAGUGCAGACAAUCCCAGGUGCCUUCCCUCCGAGGAUUUCCAAGGCAGCGCAGCCGCGGAGGGAGGCGAGAACCGGCCCGAGGCCCCAGAUUUUACAGAACCGGGAGCUGGGCAGGCCCGGACUGGGCGGCAGUCGGGGCCAUGGCGUCUUAUGUGGAUAACAGCUUCAGACAGGCAGUCAUGAAGAACCCAGCCGAAAGGACGCAACAGGAUUUGGAAAUUGUUUAUUCUUAUCUUCAUGGAAUGGAAGCAUUGUCCAAUUUGAGGGAACACCAGCUGAGAUUAAUGUGUGAAACUGUCAGAUAUGAAAGACAUGAAGCAAAUGAAGUCCUAUACUACCCUGAUGAUAUUGGCACAUGUUGGUACAUACUCUUGUCCGGUUCUGUAUUCAUCAAAGAAUCCAUGUUUCUUCCCAGAAGCAGUUUUGGCAAGCGAUCAGCAGGGAGCUUGAGACGUGGCUGCGAAUGUAUUGUGCUAGAGCCUUCAGAAAUGAUUGUGGUGGACUACAUGGAUGAAAAUGAGGAAUAUUUUCAGCGACAAGCUUCUCAUAGACAGUCUCGUAGGCGAUUUAAAAAAAUUAACCAGAAAGGGGAGCGGCAAACAAUCAUUGAUACUGUGGAUCCUUAUCCAGUGGGAAAGCCACCAUUACCAAGAGGGUAUCACACGCUUCCUGCAGAUUUCACCAAAUUACAUCUCACAGAUAACCUCCAUCCACAGGUCACACACGUUUCCUCCAGCCAUUCAGGAUGUAGCAUCACCAGUGACUCUGGCAGCAGCAGCUUAUCUGACCUUUACCAGGCCACAGAGAGUGAAGCUGGGGAUAUGGACCUGAGUGGCCUGCCAGAGACUGCAGUAGACUCUGAGGAUGAUGAUGAUGAGGAGGACAUUGAGAGAGCAUCAGAUCCACUGAUGAGCAGGGACAUUGUCAGAGACUGCCUGGAGAAAGAUCCUAUAGAUAGAACAGAUGAUGAUAUUGAACAAUUGUUGGAAUUCAUGCAUCAGCUCCCAGCUUUUGCUAACAUGACAAUGUCAGUCAGAAGAGAACUUUGUGCUGUAAUGGUGUUUGCAGUGGUGGAGCGGGCAGGCACUAUAGUACUCAAUGAUGGUGAAGAGCUUGAUUCUUGGUCAGUCAUUUUAAAUGGUUCUGUAGAAGUCACAUAUCCUGAUGGAAGGCUCGAAAUCCUGUGCAUGGGCAAUAGUUUUGGGGUGUCUCCUACUUUGGAGAAAGAAUACAUGAAGGGAGUGAUGAAAACUAAGGCUGAUGACUGCCAGUUUGUGUGCAUAGCCCAGCAGGACUAUUGUCGAAUCCUAAACCAGGUAGAAAAGAAUAUGCAGAAAGUAGAGGAGGAGGGAGAGAUUGUUAUGGUAAAAGAACACCGAGAGUUGGAUCGCACUGGAACCCGGAAAGGGCAUAUUGUCAUAAAGGGAACAGCUGAGCGGUUAACAAUGCACCUGGUGGAAGAACAUUCAGUGGUGGAUCCCACAUAUAUAGAAGAUUUUCUUUUAACCUACAGGACCUUCUUAUCAAGCCCAAUGGAAGUUGGGAAGAAAUUGCUGGAGUGGUUUAAUGACCCAAGUCUCAGGGACAAGGUUACACGGGUAGUAUUACUGUGGGUAAACAAUCACUUCAAUGAUUUUGAAGGGAAUUCUGCAAUGACCACAUUUCUAGAAGAAUUUGAAAAUAAUUUGGAACGAGAGAAAAUGGGCGGUCACCUUAGACUGUUGAACAUCGCUUGUGCAGCUAAGGCCAAGCGGCGGCUAAUAACUCUAAUGAAGCCAUCACGAGAAGCCCCUUUGCCAUUUAUCCUUUUGGGAGGCACUGAGAAAGGUUUUGGGAUCUUCAUAGACAGCGUAGAACCUUGUAGUAAAGCUACUGAAACUGGGUUGAAACGUGGUGAUCAGAUAAUGGAAGUUAAUGGGCAAAACUUUGAGAAUAUUCAGCUACCUAAAGCUUUGGAAAUUCUUAGGAACAAUACUCAUUUGUCUAUCACUGUGAAAACAAACUUGUUUGUAUUUAAAGAACUUCUGUCUAGACUUGCAGAAGAGAAGAGAAAUGGUGCUCCACACUUACCCAAAAUCGGUGACAAGAAAGGCAGCCGUUACUCCAUCCCUGACCUUGCUGUCGAUGUUGAACAGGUGAUUGGAUUAGAUAAAGCAAGCAAGAAGGCUAAGGCAAAUACAGUGACAGGGCGAAACAAACUGAAGAAAAUACUGGACAAGACUCGAAUCAGCAUCCUUCCACAAAAACCUUACAAUGAUAUUGGUAUUGGUCAGUCCCAGGAUGACAGCAUAGUAGGGUUGAAGCAGUCCAGAUAUAUUGCACCUACAUUGCCUGUAAGUGGCACCUUAUCAUCCAGUAAUCCAGACCUGUUGCAAUCUCAUCAUCGCAUUCUUGAUUUUAACACCACACCAGAGCUACCAGAUCAAGUUUUAAGAGUUUUCAAGGCAGACCAACAAAGCCGCUACAUAAUGAUCAGCAGAGAUACUACUGCAAAAGAGGUGGUAAUUCAAGCACUUCGAGAAUUUGCAGUGACUGCUGCUCCUGAAUCAUACUCACUAUGUGAAGUCUCCGUCACUCCUGAAGGUGUUAUCAAACAAAGGCGACUUCCAGAUCAGCUAUCGAAGCUCGCUGACCGAAUUCAACUUAGCGGCAGGUACUAUCUGAAGAAUAAUAUGGAAACAGAGACACUGUGCUCAGAUGAAGAUGCUCAGGAAUUGCUUCGGGAGAGUCAUAUCACACUGUUACAACUAAGCACGAUUGAAGUUGCCACCCAACUGUCCAUGAGGAACUUUGAACUAUUUCGUAAUAUUGAACCCACAGAGUAUAUCGAUGAUUUGUUCAAACUUAAGUCAAAAACUGAAUGUGCCAAUCUGAAGAAAUUUGAGAAUAUUAUCAAUCAGGAGACAUUUUGGGUUGCAACAGAGAUCCUUAAAGAGUCAAACCAACUGAAAAGAAUGAAGAUAAUUAAACACUUUAUCAAGAUGGCACUGCACUGUCGGGAAUGCAAGAACUUUAACUCUAUGUUUGCAAUUAUCAGUGGUCUGUAUCUUGCACCAGUGGCAAGACUACGGAAUACUUGGGAAAAACUUCCAAGCAAAUAUGAAAAAUUAUUUCAGGACCUUCAGGACCUCUUGGAUCCCUCCAGAAAUAUGGCUAAAUACCGCAAUGUUCUCAACAACGAGAACCUGCAGCCUCCUAUUAUUCCUCUCUUCCCAGUGAUCAAAAAAGAUUUGACAUUCCUGCAUGAAGGGAAUGAUUCCAAAGUGGAAGGCUUGGUGAAUUUUGAAAAGCUACGGAUGAUUGCCAAAGAAAUCCGUCAUGUUGGCCGUAUGGCUUCAGUUAAUAUGGACCCUGCUGUUAUGUUCAGAACAAGGAAGAAGAAGUGGAGAAGUCUGGGGUCGCUUAGCCAGGGCAGUACAAAUGCUGCUGUGCUGGAUGUGGUACAGACAGGAGGACACAAAAAACGGGUACGCCGCAGCUCAUUUCUCAAUGCCAAGAAACUCUAUGAAGAUGCACAGAUGGCUCGGAAAGUAAAACAAUACCUGGCAAACCUUAAUCUGGAUAUGGAUGAAGAAAGCCUGCAGGCACUGUCACUGCAGUGUGAGCCAAGUACUAAUACGUUACCCAAAAGCACAGGCGAAAAGAAAGUAGGAAAACUUUCAGAUACAUCUCCAGUCGCUCCAAGAUCAGGGGUGCAACAUCAGAAGCAGCAACAGCAGAAAGUAAAUCAGGCCCUCCAGGUCCCAGCUGUUUCAUUAUAUCCAUCACGCAAGAAAGUGCAAGUUAAAGACCUCCCUCCAUUUGGUACACAUUCUCCUCAAGCUUUGAAGAAAAUUCUGUCCUUGUCUGAAGAAGCAAACCUGGAUCGGAAUAAAAAGCAGGCAGAAGAUACUAUAUCAAAUACAUCAUCUCAGCUGUCAUCUCCUCCCACAUCUCCUCAGACCUCACCAAGGAAAGGCUUUGCUUUAGCACCAAGUGCCACUGCUGAUAAUUUUUCAGAUUCUGGCCACAGUGAAAUUUCCUCCCGCUCCAGCAUUGUCAGCAAUUCUUCCUUCGACUCAGUAUCUGCCAGCUUCCAUGAUGACCGUCGGCAGCGACAUUCUGUCAGUGUUUUGGACUCAAAUUUAGGCUUGGGUAUAGACAGAAGAUUGGAAAAGCGAUCAGCAGUUGAUCCAGAUCAAUACUGUAUAAGUUCUUACACACCAACAAGCACAGAGGGCAAAGGAAGCCUGUAUGCAGGAGAAGCCGUACUGUCUUCGCCGAGUAUGGAGGAGUUAACCCAGGAUCAGGGAGACCGAACUUCCCUUGAUGCGGCAGACAGUGGUCGAGGAAGUUGGACUUCUUGUUCAAGUGGAUCUCAUGAUAACAUCCAAACUAUUCAGCACCAGAAAAGUUGGGAGACGCUCAGUAGUUUGGGGAAUCUUCAUUAUGAGAGCUCUGCUGAAGGAACAGGACUAACAACUUUGUGGGCUUCAGGUAGCCAGAUGGACCAAACCAUAUUCUCUGAACGUGGCACAAAAUUCACCAGGCAGAGCCAGCCUAGAGAUGGCAUUGAUCAUGCUCAGUCCAGAAAUAGUUGGGCAUCAACAACAGGAUACUGGGCAGAGGAUUCUGAAGGUGACACAGGAACUAUAAAACGGAGAGGUGGAAAGGAUGUAGCAGUUGACUCUGAAGGAAGCAGCACAUCAUUAGCUCCAGAAGAUCCUAAGCAGAAUGCUAGGCCUUCUCACAUAGCAGUAUCUUCAUCCACAGCAAAAGGUCUUAUUGCACGAAAAGAGGGCCGAUAUCGAGAACCGCCACCAACACCUCCAGGGUAUGUUGGAAUUCCCAUUGCAGACUUCCAAGAAGGCCAUCGUCAUCCAGGCAUGAAACCUCCAGAUUAUAAUGUAGCACUACAAAGGUCACAGUUCGUGUCAAGGCCAUGUGAUCCCCAUGGACUUUCAUCUGUUCAAAGUGCAACUGCACAUACAAUCAGUCACUCACAGAUCAGGCCUCUUAGCCGGCCUCAGUGGCACAAACCAAAUGAGUCAGACCCCAGGCUAGCUCACCUACAGUCCCAAGGUUCCCCAUCUGAGGAUGAUGAGGAUGAAGAUGAGCAAGUUUCUGCAGUCUGACCAGAGUUCACUUCCUGCUUUUUUUUUUUGUUUUUGUUGCUUCGUGAUACUGCAAGCUACAUUUUGGACAGCACAACAGACCAUCCAGAUGUAGGAACCAUGGAAAUCUCUUGAAUGAAAUUCCUGAUGCCACUUGCCUCCUUCCCUGCCUUAAAGCAGCAUGGGUCUUUUACCCCCGCAUGUGGAAUACUGUGAAGAAACUGUCCUGGCACUUUGGAACUGUGUUGCUUUAAAUGCACAGAGCUCACUCUACAAACAAUUCCUGUUACUACCCACCAUGAGUGCACAAGAGUUUGGGUUUUGUUAUGUUCACUAUGGAGUUGCUCUUGGUGCUUUCUUUUCAUCAGUCUAGAACUUUUUACAUUCUUUUGCUGGACUUUUUAGCCAUGUUAGCACACAGUCAUUUAAACAAAAAAAUGAAGUUUUUAACAAGAAACAAAUCAUGCUAAUGUUUUUUGUACAGUAUUUCAGCUAAUUUUUGAACAUGUUUUAUUCAUUUUUGGGCACAGAGCUCCAGAUAGAUUUUUAAUUUAUGUUGUCAUUUUUUGAUUAAAUACUGCUUUAGAGAGCAAAAAAUGCUAUUUCUCCACAAUUACAGUAUUAUUUACACUUAUAACUUAUAUUUUUUGUAGGGUUUAUGAGAUAGUAUUUUAAAUAAUUGAACUGUAUGGCAUUGCAGUGGAUGGCACUCUGUAUCCCAGAAUUAUGCUGGCUAGUUCUUCCCUUUGUCAAAAAUUAUAAAGCCCUCCUCUUGAUGAUAGGGUCACCAACGCUACUUUUUUUUUUAAAGAAAAGCCUUAAUUUCCUUUCUAAAUACUUCAGUAUGUGGUUUAGCCUUUGUAAUCUGCAGUAUGUACAAGGAAAUUAAGUUAUUUCGUGCUACUUGGCGUAUCACUGCAUGUCUAUAAUGAAGACUGAAACUUCAAAGCAAACCACCCUCUGCUGCUAUUUAAACCUUCAAGUUACUGAGCUGGCAACAGCAUUUUUGUUGUCAUUCUACAGGCACCCAGUGGUGAAGGCUGCCAAUCUGAGUAGCACUCAAAUGUGAGAAAUGGCUACUCUUGGUUUUUGUUUUUCGUAUUUUUGUUUUCCACUGAGCUCAGCUGAUCAUAUUGAUCAGUAGGUAAACUUAGUUUCAAUUGAAGACUGCAGUGUUUUCACUGUAUUUAAAGCAUCAGUGCUUUAUUUAACUGUCAUAAAAUAAUCAUAGUCAGGCCCUAUAUGUUUGCAGAUACUUCAUAUGUCAGUUAUGCAUUAGUAAUGUAACUGUAUUAUGCAUAAUUUGCCAGUUUCAAUAUACAGUCAAUGGACAUUGUGUGCGUAUAGGCAGACAAAAAUAAAUCAUAGUUAUAUUGAAGAGUUGCACAAAUAAUAUAAACCUAACUGUAAUUGUAGAACAUAGAACUGCUAAUCUCAUUUCAACAAAUCUGUGAUGUUAAGUGCAAAAUGUAUGAUUAACUGGUGAUUUCCUCAUACUUUUGAUACUACUUGUACCUGUAUGUCUUUUAGAAAGACAAUUGGUGGAGUCUGUAUCCCUUUUGUAUUUUUAAUACAAUAAUUGUACAUAAUGGUUAUAUUUUUGUUGAGAAAUGGUAGAAAUGUACUACGUUUAUGCCUCUACAUCCAGUUUAUACAGAGCUGGGAAUAAAUAUAAUUGAGAAA